UUGCUAAGAAUGAAUCUAGUCAAGGGAGGAGAGAAGGAAGCCUUACAGUCCAAAGGAUUGGGGCAUCAACCAGAGCCACUCUUCAAUUCACGCCAUUUCCUUGGGUUUGUCGCUUGACUAAUAAGGCGGAUAAAUAACUGUUGUCCUAGUUAUGAAGGUCAAUAGCCUAUUCGGCGUGCUUGGGUUCAUCCUGGCCUUAUUUUUAGAUUCUGUGUGGGGUGCCAUUGAUUGUUUCACUUGUUCGUCGCGUAACGGAUCGAAUCCUCAUUGCGAUGACCCGAUGUCUCCAGCAUUCAUUCCAUUGGACAAGCGGUGUGUGGUGCCCAAAGAAAACCACGUCGGCAUGUUUCCCGGCAAUUUUUGCAUCAAGCUCACCGGGACUUCGUACGCCACCCAAGAGACCUUGGUAGUGCGGACUUGCUCCUUGGAGGACAUGAAUUCCCAAUGUGGAACACUGAAAUUCCAAGAAGACGUUCUCAAAGGUUGCCUACUCACUUGCAAUUUCGAUGGUUGUAAUCGAGCUGGAAGCAUGACUGGGAACACCACUUUCAUGAGACUCUUGGGACCGAUUCUCCUUGGUGUGAUCACGUCUCAGUUGCAAUGAAUUGGUGCACAUACAUACACACACACACACACUCAUCAUAUUCCACGAAAAUCCUACACCCGAACUGAAUGGAUGAAACCAGAAAUAAUUGUGUACAGUGUUUACCUUUAUUGGUUGAUCUAUUGAUCGUCAUGGUGAAGUACUUAAAUAAAUUCACACCAGAAAA
Molecule: messenger RNA, 770 nt
Organism: Tigriopus californicus
Lineage: Eukaryota; Metazoa; Arthropoda; Copepoda; Harpacticoida; Harpacticidae
Product: U-scoloptoxin(05)-Sm1a-like
Exons: 3
Coding region: 152-604 (150 amino acids)
Biological process (GO): regulation of synaptic transmission, cholinergic; positive regulation of voltage-gated potassium channel activity; sleep
Source: RefSeq, a predicted model, not a curated record